GCUGACCAGCCCCGCCCCCAGUCGGCUGUAGCUAAGGACGCUUCGGCCCCAGCAACUGCGAUGGACCAGGAUGAGGGACGGACCAGCGUGGACAACAUAGUUACACAGUUCAACACUUAUGAGGAUUUUCUCGACUCGCAGAUCACCACCGUGGACCUGUACUACCUGGGGGAUGAAAGCUUGGCCCGCCAGUUGGUGGAGCUAGGCUACCGAGGGACUGGAGAGAUUCUGAAAAGGGAAGAUUUUGAAGCAAGGAAGGCAGCUAUAGAGAUCACAAGACUGGCUAAAAGAACUCAGAAGAAGACGCUGGCAAGUGCUGGUAAAGACCUGCAAGAUAAUUUUCUGAAGGCCCUGGCUAUGAGAGAAGAAGACAAUCGCAGUGGGAAAGUGAGUUCUGUGAUCUUCAUUCGUGACAAAAAUUCUUAUGGACAAGAAGUUUCUGGAUAUAUUGACUAUGCUGACAGACUAAAGACUGAAGAUUUUGAAGUCUACUUUAGUGGGAAAAAAAGACUCCUUCCAAGGCCUACAGAUCUGAGGUUCACCCAGGUGACAACUCUACCAGAACCUCUAUCCAGACAGACCUCUACAUACAAGCUGUCAUUUUUGACCACAUCUCCAGAAGGAAGACUUAAGCAUCAACAUCCUAGAUGGCUUCCUUAUUGCUUGCUAAUUUUAGCCAAAUUCUGUAGUUAGCAGCAAAUUAGAACCAUAAGUGAGUCCUAUAGCUGGAAGGCAAAUUAAAAUAAUAAAAGUUAAUAGAGAAAUUAGAAAUAAAAUGUUAAAUAUUUUUAUUAUAUAGCUAGCCUACCUCUUGAUUUGAUUUGAGGUUUUUCUUUCCUUUUUUUUUUUUUUUCUUAAAUCCUGGACACUGAGGCUGAUUGCAACAGUUCAUGGAAGAGAAUCUUGUUGCCACUUCAAAGAUACACUAAUGAGUGACAUAUUUUGUAGCUCAGAUUUUCCAAAACAGAAAUGUUCCAGGUCCCAGUGUUGCCAAAUCUAGUGGACCCAACAUUAUGCCAUGUGGCAGUGCUGGCAGUGUUGAAUCCUGAAAUCACUGAAUAUUGAUAAGGGGCCCCAAAUGGGAAGACAGGCAUGGGAAACACUAUAUGAAUACAAAGUUUUCAAUAAAUACUAAAUGAACAAGCAAAAUCUGAAAUAUUCUAUGAAUUGAUCAAAGAAAAGCUUUGAUGCAUUUGUGGCUCUGGCAACAUGAAUCUCGUGACAGUGAAGCUGAAGAGAUGAAAUCUAAGAGAAACCAGAAGGUUUUAGAGAAGUAAGAGAAAUGAACAUGUUUCCCAAUGUGCCCUGCAGGUGGCUUUGUACAGAGAAUAUUUUAGAGUCCACUUGUUAUUUAAAAUUAAUAUUUUGCUGUUCUAGUCUUUUGUAUUCAAUUCUCUUCCUUUUCUUAACAAUCUACUGCUGAGGUGAUUUAGUGGGGCCAAGUAAGGUCUACUGUAAGUGUGGCACUCUGCACUGUGUGUGUGUGUGAGAGUUUCAAGUAUAGGGGGUAUGGGAGAGUCCAGGGCAGAAUUGAUGAGAAGGAUAUGUUCCUGGGGAGCUGAUGGUAUAAUCACGAAGUGCCAGGUUUCAGAGUGAUAUGAAAUUGGGUGCAUUGUGCUGGUGUGAUUGCAUAGUUUUCAAUAUAUACAAUAUACACCACAGAUACGGAAUCUGUGUAUAUGUGCAUCUUAGUUACUUUUUCUCAAAGCUGAGACAAAAUACCUGAUACCCAAAGUUGAAGGAGGAAAGGU
Fukomys damarensis (Damara mole-rat) is the source of this 1751-nucleotide messenger RNA. It is a transcript of the gene Cfap299, whose product is annotated as cilia and flagella associated protein 299. NCBI's taxonomy places the organism in Eukaryota, Metazoa, Chordata, Mammalia, Rodentia, Bathyergidae. The transcript is spliced from 5 exons. The record is from RefSeq and is a predicted model, not a curated record. Bases 61 to 693 code for a protein of 210 amino acids.